AUGAAUAUCUACGUGUUUCUCAUUCUUUUCUCUGGUUUGUCCUCUGUUUUUGGUAAAGACGAUUUGGAUCAGGAAAAUGUUUUACAGUUUGUGUUGAAGGAAUUACAGUCUCUGCGUUCUCGAGUUUCUGAGUUAGAAAACAUUAUCGGAAAUCAGAAUGAAAUUAUCGUUGACCAAAAUAUACGAAUAAACCAGCUGGAGAAACUAACCUCGAUUAAACACCCUGGUGACAAAGCUGUUACAAAAUCGAAAUCGAUGGUUGAUACUGCAGAACUUAUGAAGCAGUUCAGUCCAGUGCAAUCUAAUAAAACACGUGUUGGAUUAAAUAGAAUCACUUCUGCAGGGCACGUGAAUGAUAACAAAAGGAUCAGGAGGGAAGCAGCUAGAAUUCUAGAGGUGCAGCCAAUUGCGUUUUAUGCUUACAUGAGUGGCACUUUGAAUACCCCUGGUGGACAUCAUACUCUGAUUUUUGACACUGUCAAGACGAAUCAAGGCAACGGAUACCAUCCCCAUGUCGGGGUUUUCAUCGUCCCUAAGUCUGGAACCUAUUUCUUCACAUGGACAAUGUCUCUCGGACAAUCCUCCUAUCACUCAACGGAACUUGUCCUUAAUAAUGUCCCUAAUGGCGCGAUUUAUAUUCACACAAAUGCAGGCCAGCGUGAUAGUGCUACUGGAAACCUCAUCCUUACUGUGAACACAGGAGAUGAAGUCUUUAUUCGCACAAGGCAUGAUUACAAUUCUGGCAUCAUCUUAAGUGAUGAAUACAGCAGAACGGAUUUUUCUGGAUUUCUUAUCGAAUAACCUAUGUUUUUAAGCUCAAUAACAUGUA
Molecule: messenger RNA, 829 nt
Organism: Saccostrea cuccullata (small rock oyster)
Lineage: Eukaryota; Metazoa; Mollusca; Bivalvia; Ostreida; Ostreidae
Product: complement C1q-like protein 3
Exons: 2
Coding region: 1-801 (266 amino acids)
Molecular function (GO): protein binding
Source: RefSeq, a predicted model, not a curated record